Molecule: messenger RNA, 1597 nt
Organism: Gigantopelta aegis
Lineage: Eukaryota; Metazoa; Mollusca; Gastropoda; Neomphalida; Peltospiridae
Product: upstream activation factor subunit spp27-like
Exons: 11
Coding region: 26-826 (266 amino acids)
Cellular component (GO): nucleus
Source: RefSeq, a predicted model, not a curated record
CUUUCCUUAGUUAAACACUAACAACAUGGCGAACAAUGUGAAGACGGUUGAACUGAGAGAAAGUAUACAACAAAUAUUGAAAGGAGCCGAUCUCGACACAUUAUCAGCGAAAAAAGUACGACGGAAACUCGAAGAAGAAUUUGAUGUCGACUUUACGGAAAGGAAGGAAGAAAUUGACAAGCUUGUUAUGAAAUGUAUCACAGAAUCUAGUCAACAGGAGGAUGCAACUGACACCAGCAUGGAGUCAUCACCUGCAAAAAGAAAGCAAACAUCAAACAAUAAAACAAAUGGUAAAAAAGAACCCGUUCGAAAUGGCAGCCGCAGUGAGGAUUCAGAUCACCAGAGCUCAGGAUCGGAUGUCUCAUUAUCGGAAGAUGAGAAAGAACCACAACGUAAAAAGAAAAAAGUCACUGAUUCUCCAAAAGCUUCAAAGGAUGAUGCCGAACUUGCCAGGCAGCUGCAAGAGGAGGAAGAUAUCGGUGGGGGGAGACCACGCAGGAAGGGAACCAAGAAACCUCCGCCCCCAAAGAAAAAGAAAGAUGAUAAUGAGAAGAAAAAGAAAGGCGGAUCGAGUACUUAUUCCAAACCAUGCCGCUUGUCUCCGGAAUUAGCAGAAGUGUUAGGAGCUGAACAGAUGGCUAGGCAUGAAAUUGUUAAAAGAAUGUGGGCAGUUGUUAAAGAAAGAGAAUUGAUGGACCCGAAGAAUAAACAAUACAUGAUCUGUGAUACUCAACUUCAGAAAAUAUUUGGGAAGAAGAGAGUUAGAACAUUCGGUAUGAUGAAGUGGCUAAAUAACCAUAUAAUAAAAGACGGUGAAUUGCUGUGAAUGACAGUUUGGCUGCAAAUCUGUGUAUAUAUGUAAAAAAAACACAAAAAACCUACUGCUCGUCUGACAUCGUACUCCGACAGUUCUGUGAGUAUGUUGUUUUAGUCAUGUGAUCAUCACUGCCACGCUUCAGGUGAACUUCGUCUCCGCCAAGCAGUGAUUCUCGCGGGGAAAUAGUUGUUUGUUUCCAUGACGACUGUAUCUCAUGGAGGAUUGUGUACAACCACCAUAGUGUCCAGUUAUCCAUUUUUAUAAUUGGAAGAUUUCGAGGUUCUGUUCGUUGUUGUUUAUGUUUGGUCUUCUUAUCGCUAGUGCAUAUGACUAUUAUGCAGUUGAAAACUGUUGGGUUUUUUAUCAUGAAGAAAUGGUUGAUAGUUGUUACAUAUUAAAAUAUGAUGAUCUCUUAUAGCCUGACUGUUUAAAGAUUAUGAGGGUAAAGAGAGUAAUUAAUACAUAUUUUAAGCAUUUGGUGGCAAUUUAUAAGAAACAAUUGUUUUUCCUUUUAAAAAAAAAAGAGAAAAGAUAAAAACAUUGAGUGAUUAAGACUAUUGGAUUCUGAAUGUGGAUAAAAAGUGGUUGCAGCGAGUGCUAUGAUACUCCGACAUCUUACGUUCAGAUUAUUGUACAAACAUUUUCGACAGAUUUUGUUCACGUGAGGUGAAAUUGAUCGACAAAGAAGAUUUGUUUUUUGUUUUCUGUAUGACAGAAGUCGAAGCAUUUAUCACUGUAAAAAGACGUAUCUUAUUUGAAAAAUAAAAGAGCAGUCAUUUU